CAACCAUGUAGCAUCCUAACGCCGACACUACCUCGACGACGACCUGUUGCUAUUUGUUUGAACGGUUUGGCACACAUUUCUAGUAAGGAUCGAAGGUAGUGCGUCUGCCGUGUGGCCUCGUUCUAUAAGGGACCUGAUUCGGUGUUCCGUUUCCUUGGCAACUGAUAGUGGUAACAUGUUUGUUUGAAUAAAACAAAUUACACUGCUUUUCGUAGUUGCAUUUGUGGCACACGCCAGCGGACAAAAUCGGAUUGCAUCUUCGGACAGUGCUUCUUUUAAGCUAAAAUGGAUCAAAUAGAGGAAAGUGGUGAAGAUUCGCAAGCCCCAGAGUCGACGUUCGAAGAUGAUCUCGUCCCGAAAGAAAUCACGGACGAGUUUUUCGAGGAGCUGUGUGCGAAAGCUAACUUGACCGUCAAAGACUUACAGGGGAAUCAGCAAUAUGGGCUAGCAGAAGAUUUUCAGAAGCUGUUGAUAACCGGCCAAAAUCUGCGUCAGCAACUGAUUGAGGAACAGGAUCGAAUUGGGAAGAUGCAGGAUGAGGUUGCAGCGGCCGCCGGAAGAGUGGCGCAAGCUAUGCAGAUUUCGCAACGUGACCAAGACACAAUACAGACCCUGAAGUCUGAAAUUCAAGACGCGUGGAAGCGUGCGGACGCUGCUCAAACCCGCGAACAAAAUGCCCAAGAAGCGAUGAACCUGAUGAGGAACAAGUUUGAAAAGCUGCAUGCAGAUGGCGAUCGUUAUGGUGAUCGGGACGAAGAUGUUGGACCAUCGAUGAACAAACACAAGGAGGGUGUACUUCGCGAACGUGACCGAUUGUACGUGGAGGUGGAAGAGCUAAACCGGCGAUUACACACCCAGCGUCUGUACGUGGAGGAGUUGGAAAAGAAAUGUGCCGAUGCGGAAACAAAGGUGAAGGAUCUGUACAAGGUGGUGGAUGAAACCUCAAAUGAAGCGUUCCGUGAUAAGCGUCAGUUGGAAAGUUUGCAAACCGCUCAUAACGAAGUAACGGCCAAUCUGGAAAUAAAAACAGAUGAAGCCAAAUAUUUCAAAACCCUCGCAGAAUCAAAUCACAAAACCACGGUCCAACAAACCAUGCAAAUUGCGGCGAUUCGUACGAAUCUAGAGCGAAUCAUGACCACGAACAAUCUCACGCAAGUGAAGCUGGCCAAGGCGCAGGCAGACUUCGACAAUAUGGUGCAGCUAAAGGAAAAGGUGACCAACGAGCUCAAUACAAAGGUUAACAUCUUAAAGCUCAAAGAGGAUGAAAACAACAAGUUUCGGCUGGAGAAUGCCAAGUUGUUAAAAACUCGCGAGUUGCUGCAGAAACGCAUCCAGACGAUUGAAGCCGCGAAGGGUAUCAUCGAUCAAGAGGUGGUCAAACUCAAAAAUACGAUUGUCACCUUUGAGAAGGAACGUGAUGCUUCUAAGAAGUCCUUUGACGUUGCCAAGAAGCAGGUUGAUGCCGUACUGCGGGAACGUGAUCUCGUCCGGAAGGAUUUGGUUAAAGCAAACAAAACUAUUACUGAUCAAACGGAUCAGAUGAUGUUGCUAGAUAAGCAUCAGAAAACGCUGGAAAAUGAAAUCAAAGGCUACCAAGCGGCGGCCCAGAAGCAACAGACACUAAUGCUGAAGAUUGAGAAAGAUCGCGAUCGAAAUGCAGAGGAAGUACAAAAUAUGUCAGACAAAAUUGAGCAGCUUAACGAAGAUCUGCUGUAUAAGCAAAAAAUGAUUGGCGAACUUCGGGAAAAGCUGAAGGACGAUGAGGCAAAGCUGGUUCAAUGCCAAAAUUUGCUUGAAAUCACGCGCGGUGAACGGAACAUUUUCGAACGUGACCUUACAACGUGCAGCAAGGAGAUGGAAAGUUUGAAGGAGCGUUUGAAGAACGCCAUCCGAGCUGUUGACCAGUUGAAGGAGGAAAACGCCAACAAAAUGGCAGAGCUGUUUAAAGCGAACAAAACGAUCGAUAAAAAUGAAAAGGAAAAGCAGACACUAAAAACAGAGGUACAAAAUAUAAGCAUUGCGUUGCAGCAUUCCAAAUCCGAACUUAGCGAGAAGACGAACGAGAAUACUCGACUUAACAAGACACUUUCGGACGAUGCUACAAGUAUGCUCCGGCUGAAAAAACAACUGGAAGGAGCUAUUAAUGAGAAAGAUUUGGUGAAGGUUCAGCUAACGCAGCGUGUAGAAGAGAUUAAUAAUUUAACCGAAAAACUGAACAUGUUGAACAUGGCUCUCGAUCGUGGUGAAAAUCAGUACCGUGAGCGGUUGGAUGACAUUCGGCUGUUGAAGAUAGAAAUCAGCAACCUUCGCUCUCAGCGCAACCUUUUAACACGUGGGCUUGCAAAUACUGCCGACAUGCGCCAAGAAGUGCUGCAGUUGAACCGUGUUCUGAAUCAGGAGCGUGUGAAGGCGCGUGCCCUGGAGGAUGAAAUGCUCACACCAAUGAAUGUUCAUCGUUGGAGGAAGCUAAGUGGCAAGGAUCCCGAGAAGAUGGAUUUGAUAGUGAAGGUUCAAACAUUGCAACGCCGGGUACUAUAUCAGUCCGUCACUGUUUCGGAGCAGGAGAAAACCUUACAGCAGUCGGAGAAAAUGUACGACACAUUGAAGGAGGUAGUAGAGAAACUGCCAAGCCAUAAAGUCAAAGAACGACUUUCACUCACGCAACGGGCACUAACGGCACGUACGAAAAAAUUGAAAGCACUGGCAGCCGAAAUACGCAUCAAGGAACUGGAUUGCAAGAGCAAAGACAGUACACUGGACCAGCUUAAACAAGCACUGCUGGAAACCAAAAAGGAUUUGGCGAAGGAAAAACGCGAGAAAAUAAAAUUAGUCGAAAACCUACGAGGACAUCGGACCCAUAGCGUUUUGCAUGGUCCCUCCACUGAUACGGACUUUAUCGUGUUUCGCACAACCAGCCAGAGUGCUAACAGCGGCAAUUAUCGUACUUUGGGUUCAGGAUUCAGGGCAAUCUGCUGAGCAAAUUACCACACUUUGAUGUUGGAUUGGAUCGGUUUUGGCCAUUCAUCUCUACUAACGCAGCUUUCUUCGUGCGGUUUUAUUCACAUGCUCUGUAUUAUUAUAUUAUU
This is a messenger RNA of Anopheles aquasalis, 3086 nucleotides long. RefSeq names its product cilia- and flagella-associated protein 58-like. The record is from RefSeq and is a predicted model, not a curated record. NCBI's taxonomy places the organism in Eukaryota, Metazoa, Arthropoda, Insecta, Diptera, Culicidae. Gene Ontology annotation, cellular component: cytoskeleton.